AUGCUAGAGCUGGAACCGCUAGAGCUGGAACUGCUACAGAUUGAACUGCUACAGCUGGAACUGCUAAAGCUUGAACUGCUGGAGAUUGAACUGCUAGAGCUUGAUCGGCUAGAGGUGGAACUGCUACAGAUUGAACUGCUAGAGCUGGAACUGCUAGAGCUGGAGCAGCUAAAGCUGGAACUGCUUGAGCAUGAAAUGCUCGAGCUGGAACUGGUACAGCUUGAGCAGCUAAAGCUUGAACUGCUUGUCAUUGAACUGCUAGAGCUGGAACUGCAAGAGCUUGAGCUCCUAGAGCUGGAAUUGCUAGAGCUGGAACGUAUAGAGCUUGAAGUGCUAGAGCAGGAACUGCUAGAGCUGGAACUGCUAGAGAUUGAGAAGCUAGACUGGAAAUGCUAA
Molecule: messenger RNA, 396 nt
Organism: Homarus americanus (American lobster)
Lineage: Eukaryota; Metazoa; Arthropoda; Malacostraca; Decapoda; Nephropidae
Exons: 3
Coding region: 1-396 (131 amino acids)
Source: RefSeq, a predicted model, not a curated record